This is a messenger RNA of Corythoichthys intestinalis (scribbled pipefish), 1817 nucleotides long. RefSeq names its product NEDD4 family-interacting protein 1-like. Lineage: Eukaryota; Metazoa; Chordata; Actinopteri; Syngnathiformes; Syngnathidae. The record is from RefSeq and is a predicted model, not a curated record. The transcript has 8 exons. Gene Ontology annotation, cellular component: Golgi apparatus; perinuclear region of cytoplasm; endoplasmic reticulum. Gene Ontology annotation, biological process: positive regulation of protein ubiquitination; ubiquitin-dependent protein catabolic process; metal ion transport. Gene Ontology annotation, molecular function: WW domain binding. The coding region runs from base 183 to 839 and encodes 218 amino acids.
AAGCUGUGAAGGCAUCAUCAGACCUUGGAGAAGCUUGAGUCGAGAAGGAAGAAGGUGGCCGAUUUGAGGAAGCCUCACCACCGCUCUCUUUCGUCGGCGAGGGCCCUCUUUUAACUCACCGUAUCUCAAGCGCUCGGGGCAGAAAAGGAUUAUUUGAAAUAAAACUCAACUCCUUAUCCGCGAUGGCAGAGCAGAACAGCGGCGUCAGAUAUCAAGAGCUGGUGAAUGAGGAGGAGCCACUCCCGACAUCUCAAGAGGGUCCCGCUCCGGACGCACCGCCCCCCUACAGCAGCGUUGCCGCAGCAAAUGCAGCUUUCUUUGAAUACAAGGAAGAUGGCGGCAGAUUCCCUAACCCGCCGUCUUACAGCGUGGCUACCACUUUGCCAUCCUACGACGAAGCGGAGAGAAGCAAAGCGGAAGCCGCUGUCCCCCUCGUCACCGGGAGAGUUACGGAGGACGAUUUCGUGGCCCGAGAUGAUUUCGAGGAUGCCGACCAGCUGCGGAUAGGCAACGACGGCAUAUUCAUGCUCACUUUCUUCAUGGCAUUCCUCUUCAACUGGAUCGGCUUCUUCUUGUCCUUCUGUUUGACCACGUCAGCCGCCGGUCGUUAUGGCGCCAUCUCAGGCUUUGGCUUGUCCCUCAUCAAAUGGGUUUUAAUCGUCAGGUUUUCGACCUACUUCCCCGGCUACUUUGAUGGCCAGUACUGGUUGUGGUGGGUGUUCCUGGCCUUGGGCUUCAUGCUGUUCGUCAGAGGCUUCGUCAAUUACUCCAGAGUGCGCAAGUUGGCCGAUCCCACCUACGCCAGUCUACCCCGAACAAGGGUGCUCUUCAUCUAUUAGACAAGAGCCGCUCGGACGUAGAGGAGGAGGACGUGACGACAAUGCAGAAAUCACGAUGAAGUCGCCUCUCGGGCGAAUCAACCAUUCGGGGAAAUAUUUGACUUUUUGUUUGGGAUUGUAUUCACGGAAAGCAGUUAGCAGUACUCGUCCCUCGGUGUAGACAUUAGCGGCGCAUGUAAUCUCCAUCUUGUGUGUAAUGUUUCAUAUGUGAUGCCUUAAUAUUGGUUUGCUAGAAAUACAAGCAUGACUCUGGAAGUCGCGACCGAUCUUCACGAUUCAACAUGCGCCAUAGAAGCAUGCGGUUCACUAUAGCGCCACCUCAUGGUUUUAUUGUGACUAUUAUACGGGCUCUUUUCACUCAUUUGCACAAUUGUAAAUGACCACACCACAUUGCACAUUCAACAGUAAAUUAGUUAAUUCAUGUGGAAUUAGUUCCCACGGCUCAUUAGUGGUUGUGAAUCACUGGGUAAAUCUGAUUUAAAUUGUUUUGGGCUUUCAAGUCAAAUUGAGAUAAAAAAAACAACAAAAAAAACACAGUGACAAAUUAAUUAGAAAAGUUGGAAUAUUCAGAGUCAUUUACACUUGCAUUAGAAUAUACUUGUGGAGAUUUGACAUUUUCUUAAAUGGCGCCCGAACUGUGAUCGGAAUGUAACUUUGUUUUUCCUGAUGAUCUGAAAUUUACUUGUAUAUGAAAAAUGAGGUGUGAGGUGUUUGCCGUCUUGUGGGUAUAUCAACUUUUUUUCAAUGCACAUAUAACAAAAAUCAUUGGAUCUCAAGUCUAAACAAAAGCAGAAAGAUCGGAAUUGUGAUUUGCAUGUCAUUGAAGCACAAGUUUUUUUUUCCGCCUUAAUGAUUUCAACUUCAAUGUCACAGCUUUGAUGCUCAUUUAAAGUGAUGUAGAGCAACAUCUUUGAAAUUUCGUCGUUAUGACUGUACAGAAAGGAAUAUUUAGUUGAAUAAAUGUCACUUUAAAAUGCC